Messenger RNA from Hippopotamus amphibius kiboko, 258 nucleotides. Its product is annotated as serine protease inhibitor Kazal-type 2-like. The coding region runs from base 1 to 258 and encodes 85 amino acids. NCBI's taxonomy places the organism in Eukaryota, Metazoa, Chordata, Mammalia, Artiodactyla, Hippopotamidae. The transcript has 4 exons. Gene Ontology annotation, biological process: negative regulation of serine-type endopeptidase activity; spermatid development. Gene Ontology annotation, molecular function: protein binding; serine-type endopeptidase inhibitor activity. The record is from RefSeq and is a predicted model, not a curated record.
AUGGCGCUCGAGGCGCGGCGCUUGCUGCUGUUGCUCCUGGUCUGGUGGGACUCGGCAGCCUCUUUGAACGCUCAAUUUGGUGAACCUUCAGAAUACAGAACACCAAACUGCGAACAGUAUACAUUACCAGGAUGUCCCAGGGACUUUAACCCUGUGUGUGGAAGCGACAUGUCCACUUACCCCAAUGAGUGUACUCUGUGCAUGAAAAUCAGGGAAGAUGGUCACGAUAUUAAAAUAAUCCGAAGUGGACCAUGCUGA